AGGAGGUCCCUGAUGCCGUACGUUUGAAAAAUAAGUCUGCAAUCACCAAAGGGAAUGAAAAUGAAAACAUCAGGAGAAAAAAAAUGGCGUUGAAAGCAUAUUUUCUGAUUAUUUCCUGAUGCAGCAACCUGCUCCCCUCCAUCCAUCUUCUUGCAGCAUGUGUCCUAAGACUGUAUGAAAUACAGUCAGUUUUGCAGCCACCCAAGGGAUAGAGAUUUCAACAGUCUCCAAGCAUGGGGAAAUAGGGAGGAUGUCUGGAAUAUUUAAAGCACAGGGAUGUCGAGAGAAUUCCAGUGGAAAGAAGGGCUUCAUGUAAAAAAAUCUGAUUGUGAAUAUUCAUGAACAGUAAAUAUGAAGAAGCAUGGACAUGAUACAGUCAAACAGAGGAGGGAUACAGAGCAGUUAAAGGAAAGGAACUUUGACAGAAGAGACCAGAGAUCUCCUAGCAGAUUUAGAAAAAAAAAAAAUCACAAAAACACGGAGCAAAGUUUUGGAAUCAAUCCUCUGCUUUAUUUCCAAACUGUCCUGCUGCCUGGGCAAUUUUAUCUUCCUUGCUGCUAUCUUCAAAGGUUUGUGCACAUAGAGUGUUCCCACAUCACACAAAACAAGAUUUCAGAACUGUAAAGUAAAAUCAUAAAUAAAGUACACAAAAUGUUGUGCCCAUGGCAGUUUGUAUUCAAACCUCAUGCUGCCAAGAACCAGUUUUCUGAACAGAAGGAUAUCAAUAAUAACGUGGAGAAAAAUAUUAAGGUCCACGGCUUAGCAAAAGAUGAUGCCAAGUUAUAUGAUCUGAGCAAGAAGAAGAUAGAGAUGCCACCUGUCAUAACUUCAGCAGAGAAACGCCCACCAAAUGCUGUCAAAGCAUCAAACCAAGUAUCAAGAUGUCCAAGACAUGUGAAAAUAAGAAACUUGGAAAAUGGAACCAGCUUUCUUGACACUUUACAUCUGACAGCAAAAGAGGUUAUCAAUUGCCGGACCAAAGCUUGCCAAGGAGCACUUAUGACCCCCAAAGGCCUGGUGAGAGGCACUAGAGAUGCACAGGUUCCACCAGCGGAGCUUUUGCCUCAGGCAAUAGAUUUUGUCAAGCAGUACUACAAUUCCUUUAAAGAUUUAAAAAUAGAAGAACACCUGGCCCGACUGGAAACAGUGACCAAAGAGAUAGAAACAACAGGAACCUAUCAUCUGACAAAGGAUGAACUGAUCUUUGCUACCAAACAGGCCUGGAGGAAUGCUCCAAGAUGUAUUGGGAGAAUCCAGUGGUCCAAUCUACAGGUAUUUGAUGCACGUGAUUGUAAAACAGCCAAGGAAAUGUUUGAGCAUAUCUGUCGUCAUAUUCAGUAUGCAACAAACAAUGGAAAUAUCAGAUCAGCCAUCACUGUCUUCCCCCAGAGAACUGAUGGGAAACAUGAUUUCCGUGUUUGGAACAGUCAGCUCAUUCGAUAUGCUGGGUAUCAAAUGCCAGAUGGGUCUAUCAUAGGAGACCCUGCCAGUGUGGAGUUCACACAGUUAUGCAUUGAACUUGGGUGGAAGCCGAAAUAUGGCCGCUUUGAUGUAGUUCCACUCAUUCUCCAAGCAAACGGCCAAGACCCAGAAAUAUUUGAAUUCCCACCAGAAAUUAUCCUUGAAGUGCCAAUGGAGCAUCCAAAAUAUGAAUGGUUUAAGGAGUUAGAUCUGAAGUGGUAUGCACUGCCUGCUGUUGCCAACAUGCUUCUUGAGGUGGGAGGCCUGGAAUUUACAGCGUGUCCUUUCAAUGGCUGGUACAUGGGGACAGAGAUAGGAGUGCGAGACUUCUGUGAUGUACAGCGGUACAAUAUCCUGAAGGAGGUAGGAAGAAGAAUGGGACUGGAAACAAACAAACUUUCCUCAUUAUGGAAAGACCGAGCUGUUGUAGAGAUUAAUGUGGCUGUGCUUUAUAGCUUCCAAAAACAAAAUGUUACUAUCAUGGAUCACCACUCUGCUGCUGAGUCAUUCAUGAAAUACAUGCAGAAUGAGUACCGCAUCCGAGGAGGCUGUCCAGCUGACUGGGUGUGGCUUGUGCCUCCUAUGUCAGGGAGCAUUACUCCAGUGUUCCACCAGGAGAUGCUGAACUACGUCCUCACUCCCUUCUUUUAUUACCAGGUGGAUGCUUGGAAAACACAUCUCUGGCAUGAUGAGACCCGGAGGCCAAAGAAAAAAGAAAUAAAGCUUAGCAUCUUGGCAAAGUCUGUAUUCUUUGCAUCUUCACUCAUGCGAAAAACAAUGGCAACCAGAUUCAAGGUCACUGUGAUCUAUGCAACAGAGACUGGGAAGUCUGAAACGCUGGCCAACAGCCUGUGCAACUUGUUCAACUGUGCCUUCAACACUAAGGUUCUGUGCAUGGAUGAGUACAAAAUCUGUGACCUGGAAAAAGAAGCACUCCUUUUAGUGGUUACCAGCACUUUUGGAAAUGGAGAUUCUCCAAAUAAUGGAAAGACAUUGAAGAACUCCUUGUUGACCCUUAAAUUUCUGAGAAAAAAAAUUAGAUAUGCUGUGUUUGGUUUGGGGUCCACCAUGUAUCCAGAGUUCUGUGCCUUUGCUCAUGCCAUUGAUCAAAAACUAGCCCAGCUAGGGGCUUCUCAACUGACUCCAGUAGGUGAAGGAGACGAACUCAAUGGGCAGGAGGAAGCUUUUCGCAGCUGGGCAGUCAAUGCAUUCAAGACUGCCUGUGAUAUUUUCAACAUCCGUGGGAAAAACAGUAUUCAGUUGCCUGGGAUAUAUACUUCAGAUGAAAGCUGGGAUCCUACGAAUUACAGAGUAGUACAUGACUCUCAAACCAUGGACUUGACUAAAGCACUUACAGACGUUCAUGCAAAGGAUGUAAUUCCCAUGAGGCUGAAAUUCCGGCAGAAUCUGCAGAGUUUAAAAUCUAGUCGUGUUACCAUCCUGGUUAAGCUUUCCUGUGAGACUAAUCAGGAAGUGCACUACCUGCCUGGAGAACAUAUUGGGAUUUUCCCAGGCAACCAGCCAGAAUUAGUCUGUGGCCUCAUUGCACAUGUCAAGGAUGCCCCACCAGCUGAUCAGACUAUCAGACUUGAAACGUGCACUGAUGGUGGCUACUGGGCAAGUGACAAAAGACUUCCAGCCUGCACACUCCCCCAGGCUUUGACAUACUUGCUUGAUAUCACUACUCCACCCUCUCAACAACUGCUAAGAAAACUCUCCCAGCUGGUAACAGAGGAAGGAGACAAAGAGAGACUGGAAGUCUUAUGUAGUAACACAGAAGAAUACAAUAAAUGGAAGUUUUACAACAGCCCUAACAUCCUGGAGGUCCUGGAGGAGUUUCCUUCUGCAGAGAUCUCAACAUCUUUCUUACUGACUCAGCUGCCGCUUCUGAAACCCAGGUACUAUUCUGUCAGUUCCUCCUGUGACAUGACACCCAGAGAGAUUCAUCUGACAGUUGCAGUAGUCAACUACAAGACAAGAGGUGGGCAAGGGCCUUUGCACCAUGGAGUUUGCAGUACAUGGCUGAAUACAGUACCUAUCAAUGAAGUAGUCCCAUGCUUUGUACGCAGUGCUACUGGGUUCCAGCUCCCAAGGGAGUCAACCAAGCCGUGUAUUCUAGUUGGUCCAGGAACAGGAAUUGCGCCAUUCAGAAGUUUCUGGCAGCAGCGUCUCUAUGACUUGGAAAAGAAAGGAGUCAAAAGUGGUGACAUGACAUUGUUGUUUGGCUGCCGGCAGCCAGACAUGGAUCACAUCUACAAAGAAGAAAUGCAGGAAAUGAAGAGGAAAGGAAUCCUGAAAGAGGUCUAUACAGCUUACUCCAGGCAGCCUGGCCAAGCUAAAGUCUAUGUUCAAGACAUUCUUCAAAGCAAGUUGGAAGCUGAAGUAUGCAGCCUCUUGCAUAAGGAAGAAGGGCAUCUGUAUGUCUGUGGAGACGUACGCAUGGCCAGGGAUGUUGCUCGGACCUUAAAGGGGAUGCUUGCGAGUAAACUGAACCUUACUGAGCAGCAGGCAGAUGAAUAUAUUUUCCAGCUAAAGAGCCAAAAGCGAUACCAUGAAGAUAUAUUUGGGGCUGUUUUUCCACCUGAAGUCAAAAGAGAUGUAAGAGCUUUGCAAUCCAUCAGUCCUCAAGCAGAUCAACAAACGAUGUUUUAGACAGUUCUUGCACAUUUGUUAUUAUUUUCAAAAAGGAAGGGGCCAAAUCCUCCUUCUGAUUCAUGGCAAGUCAUACACAUGUAUCUAAUGGUAGGAUUUGGCCUUAAUUAAGAAAAAUAAUAAAUCUAACUUUUGUUGCUAUUUAUUUUUAGACUUCUUUUAAUGGAUUUUUAUUAUUAUCUUUAUAGUGAAGAUGCAAAUUAUUUUUUUAAUUCCAUCUAGACUGGUAUAAAUUUGCAAUUUUCUGUAAAUACAAAAUAAAACCUGCUCAUAAGGAAAAUUUAGAGUUUUUUACUAUGUAAUAGAAUGCAUAUAUUUUUGUGAAAUGGACUGUUUAUCUACGUGGAUUUAUUUAUAUUGGAUUGAUUUAGUGUGCAUAUUAUCUUCACUUUAAAGCAAGUCGUUACAUUUCUUGGAAAUGUGUAGUCACACCAGUUAUUGAAUUUGAAGUAAUGUUUGUAAAUGAGAUAAUAAUACAAUGGUUCCAAAGCAGAAAUACCUGCUGCAUGUACUUCAAAUGCAUACAUAUGAGGAGGCAGCAGUUAUGAGUUCUGCUUUAUGUGAUUCAGCACUUGGACCUGAAUUGUUGCUGUUACAAAGCCCAUGGCAAUGAGGUUCAGAAAAAUCAUAAGCACUUUGUAUGUUUGUAUUCUGUUCUCUGACUUACAUGAUUUGUUUGUAAUAAAUGAUGCCUUUAUAUUGAGACAAACAA
This is a messenger RNA of Rhea pennata, 4825 nucleotides long. RefSeq names its product nitric oxide synthase 2 (gene NOS2). Gene Ontology annotation, biological process: nitric oxide biosynthetic process. NCBI's taxonomy places the organism in Eukaryota, Metazoa, Chordata, Aves, Rheiformes, Rheidae. The record is from RefSeq and is a predicted model, not a curated record. Bases 652 to 4113 code for a protein of 1153 amino acids. The transcript has 32 exons. Gene Ontology annotation, molecular function: flavin adenine dinucleotide binding; calmodulin binding; FMN binding.